AUGGCCAAUCUAGCAGUGACCUAUCGAAGCCAGGGCCGAUGGGAGGAGGCCGAGCAGCUCCAGGUGCAGGUCAUGGAGACUCAUAAGACGAAGCUAGGCGAUGGCCAUCCUGACACGCUAGCGAGUAUAGCUAACCUAGCGUCGACGUAUUGGAAUCAGGGCCGAUGGGAGGAGGCCGAGCAGCUUGAGUUGCAGGUCAUGGAGACGAGCAAGACGAAGCUCGGCGAGGACCACCCCUCUACGCUGACAAGCGUAGCCAACCUAGCGUCGACGUAUGGGAAGCAAGGCCGACUGGAGGAGGCCGAGCUUCUCCAGGUGCAGGUUAUGGAAAAGAUCAAGACGAAGCUCGGCGAGGACCACCCUGACACGCUGACGAGCAUAGCCAACCUAGCGUCGACGUUUGGGAAGCAGGGCCGAUGGGAGGAGGCCGAGCAGCUUGAGCCAACCUAG
Penicillium canescens is the source of this 450-nucleotide messenger RNA. RefSeq lists its product as uncharacterized. The record is from RefSeq and is a predicted model, not a curated record. The transcript has 2 exons. Lineage: Eukaryota; Fungi; Ascomycota; Eurotiomycetes; Eurotiales; Aspergillaceae. Gene Ontology annotation, cellular component: kinesin complex. The coding region runs from base 1 to 450 and encodes 149 amino acids. Gene Ontology annotation, molecular function: protein binding.